AUGAAGAAACAACAAACAAAGGCAAAGCUUGUUUUGGAGAACCCAUUGAAUGUGCCAUGGGUAAAUAUAGAUUCCUCUACACAAGAAAAAUUAACCCAGGCCUUAAUUCAAUCUCUGCCUACGGCUAAGGAAGAGUACAGUAAACAUGGUUUGACGAUUGGUCUGAACGAAGUCAACGUACUAUUGGAAAAUUGCUGUCAACAUCCUAAUCAAGAUUCGUUACCUCGAGUCGUUUUCGUGCUCCAAGAUCCUGAAUCCAUACUUGUUACACAUUACCCACAGCUAAUCGCUAAUGCGAAUUAUUAUUCAAAAGGCGAAAGGGUAUGUUUAUUAGUAUGUCUCGGUGCUGAAGCACAGGUUAGUAUUUCGAGAAAGCUUGGACUUAGCCGGGCUAGUGCCAUUGCUAUACGUAAUGACUCUUCUUUACUGUCACAAGUGAACCAUUUAUUAAAUGGAAUACCAGCUCCCUCAGCUACUUGGCUGGCCCAGGCAUCUAAUUACCAACCGACUAAAGUUUUACGAGUGAGUACAACGCAAGGUACCAAGGAUAAAAAAGAAUUAAAAGAGGGAACCAGCUAA
Messenger RNA from Schizosaccharomyces osmophilus, 579 nucleotides. RefSeq names its product RNase P and RNase MRP subunit Pop23 (gene pop23). Bases 1 to 579 code for a protein of 192 amino acids. Lineage: Eukaryota; Fungi; Ascomycota; Schizosaccharomycetes; Schizosaccharomycetales; Schizosaccharomycetaceae. Gene Ontology annotation, cellular component: ribonuclease MRP complex; nucleolar ribonuclease P complex; cytosol. The transcript has 3 exons. Gene Ontology annotation, biological process: intronic box C/D snoRNA processing; rRNA processing; tRNA processing. Gene Ontology annotation, molecular function: ribonuclease MRP activity. The record is from RefSeq and is a predicted model, not a curated record.